Molecule: messenger RNA, 4173 nt
Organism: Dufourea novaeangliae
Lineage: Eukaryota; Metazoa; Arthropoda; Insecta; Hymenoptera; Halictidae
Product: regulation of nuclear pre-mRNA domain-containing protein 2
Biological process (GO): mRNA 3'-end processing
Cellular component (GO): RNA polymerase II, holoenzyme
Molecular function (GO): RNA polymerase II complex binding
Source: RefSeq, a predicted model, not a curated record
GGUUCACGUUAAAACGUGAUAUCGGAUCGAGCUCGUAAUCAGUCUGUUAAAUGCAUUGUCAAAACUCAUAAUGGCGAACAGUGACUUUGAUGUGGACCUCUUUGAGCGAAGACUUCACACUCUGAAGGAUUCCCAGGAGUCUAUACAGAGUCUCUCGGCCUGGUGUCUGGAGAGGCGACAACACCAUAAAAAGAUUGUUGCUACUUGGUUGCAAGUCUUAAAAAAAGUAAAAGUUGAACAUCGGCUGACACUCUUUUACCUGGCGAAUGAUGUUAUUCAAUAUUCCAAGAGAAAGAAUUUUGAGUUUGUGGAGUCGUGGGGGACGACUCUGCAACGCGCGACAACUAUGGUCAGGGACGAGAAAGUGAAGCACCGUAUAUUAAGGAUAUUUAAGAUCUGGGAUCAGAGACAAGUGUACGAUGAAGAGUUUCUGGCAGAUUUGUCCGGGUUAAUUUCAGCUGCUCCGAAAAAGAAAUUGGAGCCUCAGCAGUCAGCAGCUCCGGAAGAGUUUCAAGCUGCUCUACUUAUUUCUACUAUGAGAUCAUGUGCUACAUUGGAACAAGCAACAGAUGCUAGAUUACGAGACUUGAGGGAAAGUAAUGUAGAUGUUGAAAAUGCAGAAGAAUUGUGCGCUUCUCUUAAAGAUAGAAGGAGGGUUGAGGAUGCAGAGAAAGAAGUGGAUUCAGCGGUGGUAAAUGUUGAAAAUUAUGUUCGUGCAUUGGAAGCAGAAAUUAGGGAAAGGACACAAGUUCUUGAGUUAUUAGAACAAGCAGAUCAGUUUUAUGAGACUCAGAGGGGUGAAGUUAAAAUAGUUACUAAUGCAUACAGGAAUUUCGGAAGUCGUGUGAAAAAUUUAAAGAAAAAAUUGGACGAACUUUUACCAACAUUAGUGUCUCCAAUUCCAUCACCGGACAUCAAUGCUCCAUCUCCAAGUCCUGAUAGCGAUAUAGACCUUCCUGGAGAUGAAAACCAACCUCAGCAUCAAUUGGGAAUGAUCGAUGUAGCUCCACCAUCUAUGUACGGAUCAUACUCGCAUGAUUAUGAUCCUGUGCCUGUUCCAGCUCCUGAAAUGGGUCAGGGCAACGAUUCUGGUGACUUUACCAAUAACUUUUCGUCCUUUAUAGGAGGAAAUAUGGAUUUUGGUAAUAUGAGGAAUAUAUUUAACGAGAGGUCAUCGACGCCUACUGGAAUGUCACAACAGUAUAACGAUUCUUUAGAGGCUAAACCAAUAGAAGUAAUCAGCAUGAGGCCCUCCAAGAAUGAAAGUACUAGCGCAGACUUUAAUAUUUCUAGCUUCUUAAAAACUGUUCUUCCUUCUUCUGACGGAACACAAGACCCUGGUGGAAUCCCAGGUCUGGGAUUAGAUAUUCCCGACUCCCAAGUAGGGUCUCCGCAGCGUUCCAAUUACAGACAUUCACCCGUAUUAGGACAGCAUUCUGUAACCCCUGUGAUCUCAAGAAUGAUGGGUGUGAACAAUUGCCAGAUAUCCCACAGUACGCCAUUGCCCGUUCGGAAUAUGUCCGGCGAGUCGCAUACCCCAUCUCCAUAUUCCAGUCAGAACAGUCAGAGUAACAUUACCGGGCUCUUCGACGCUCCUACUAAUAACAAUACAGUCAAUCCAUUACCACCCCCGCCGUUACCGCCGCCGAUUUUUCUCGACGACGAGAACUGUUACAACAAGUUGCCACCCAAGUUUCCCACGUGGACACCACCGAACGAAACGAUCAAGGAACCAGCCAAAUGGGAGGAAAAGGGAAAGAAUAGCAUGAAUCCUACCUGGCCCGGUGAGUGUGAUGAGAAAUCGAAAGCCUGGAUGGACGGAGAGUCUGAUAGGUGGGAUCCAUCUAACGAGACCACGUGGAUAAACCCUGUCAGAUGGUACGAUGAUCCUCCACCACAAGACUCUCUUCUAAGCACCACCGGGGACGUAGAUCAUAGGGUGAUACCAAUUCCGAUGACAGUGGAGAAUCAAUUACCGUAUCGAUUGAUGAAAGCAGCGGAUGUCGAUCACCGUAACUUGAUCAGUUUGACGGGCAGCCCGGCCAAUCAUAACGUGAACGACAAUUCUAUGAGCACGAUACCCAAUAGUAGUAGCUUGUGGUCCACGGGCGAUCAGGAUUACCGGCGACACAUGCAACCCGGUGAUAUCGUUGAAAGUGUUGACAUGGAGAUGUCGGACGACGAGACCGACAGUAAACCAAAGGGGAGGGUAUUGGUAGACGUCCGGUCGCAGGACAGGGACAUGAGAGUUGGUAAUCCACCGCCGUCACAGCACAUGGACAUGGACAUGCGUAUGAUCCCGCUUCCGUCGGGGCAAAUGCCGGGGCCGCACGGUUCAAUGAUGCAGGACGUGCACAUGAUGCAUUCCGGACCACCUCCGCCUCCGCCCCCGCCGCCUCAGUUUCAUCCGAAUCAGGGAUCGUUUCAUCAGGACCAAGGGGAGUUCCGUCACAAUCCGUCGUCCGACUUCCAUCCGUCGCAGUCGGGUUUCCAUCAGAAUCGGCCGCCACCGAGUUUUCUGCAGAACCAACAGGACUUCGGCCCGCAGGAUUUCCAUCAGAUGCGUGGCCAACCGGACUUUCCACCCCAGGACUUCGAGUACCGCGAGAAUCACAACAUGAGAUCGAAUCAGGAGUUUCUCGGCGAAUCACAGAUGCGCGGCAGGUAUUCGCAGCCUGAUCAUCCGCACCGUGACAUGCCGUUCCAUCGAAAGGACAGAGGACGGGGCGGCGGUCGUGGUUUCUCAAGGAAUCGACGGGACCGAUACUCCGACGAUCACAACAAACCAAGGAACAUUCAGAAUAAUCGUAAACGAUCUCAGGACCAGCACCAGAGAUCGUCGCCGGAAAUUCUGCCGAACUGUCGACCUCUGUUGCUCCAACCGCCGGACACGGUGGUGAUUCUCGACGAGGAGGGUAUGCCGAUAGGUAUCCCGGACGACAAGGACAAUCCAUCGAACACGGACCACCAGCCGGACCAGGAACAGGAGGAGAGUCCCCAGUCACAUCCCCCGGAUCGUAGAUCGUCGCACGGUACCCCCAACUCACGGGAUCACGAUCAAUCGACAUACUCCGGCGGAUCCAGUCACGUUCACGAGCACGAGCCUGAUGGCCCGUCCUCGGAGCCCGAGGACCAACAACAAGUGACCGUUGUGCCCGUUGCCGCGGACUCCAAAGACUCCCAGCACAGUCAUUACGUGCCUAUAUCCGAGUACGAGGAGCACGUCGAGUCCGAGCCCGUGAUAUCGGAGAAGAUCUGCGAGAUCGGCGAGUCCCCGGAGACCGUUGCUCUGGAGAUGAUCAGCUUCGCCGAGCAGCAACAGCAGCACAUGGAGCAACUGGAAGAUCUGGUGAACGAGUCGAGCAACGAUCUUAAGAGACCAUCGACGAACGGUGGUUUCGACGAUCCGAACGAUCUGAACUCCAGUAAAAAGAGGCUACUCUUGAAUGGGCCGCAGACACCGAACGUGUCCGAUUCCAGCGUGAACGGACCCAUUCCCCAGGCGGCGACCGUUUUGGAUACGCAUCCGGGGUCUGGUAUCUACGAGUUCGACGGCCCUUUAGGACCUAAUUUCCGGCCCCGUCUCGCCGGACCUGUUCCGUUCCCACCGUGGAGGGGCGGUCCGCCGCGUGGACGAGGCUUCAGGGGCGGGCCAAGGGGGGCCCCGUGGAUGGACAGAGGCCCUCGUGGCCCCGCGAUCGGCACCUUCGUACCGAGGGGCAUGAAACGUGGUGGCGGUGGCGGUAGCGGCCAGUUCCGUGGCAACGGGUUCAGGGGUCGGGGACGGGGCAACAAUUGGUAGAGCAGAGCCCACGUGUGAAUCUGUGUCAAAAAUUAAAAACAAUAGAAAAGAAAGACGAGAUCUGCACCCGCUUUUAACGCGACCGUUUUUUGAUAUUUGUGUACAUACACCCGUUGGUUUUGCGAACCGUCGAAAAUAAAACUCGGGACAAUCAAAAAGUUUUGGUCCCGCGAGCCACCCCGUCUCUUUAACCCUUCGGAGGAAGCCAGAUUCCCCCCCAUGCCCCGCCCCCCUGGGACCGUGGCCCCGAGAUCUUCCAUCGAAGACACCUUCGUGUCUUCGGCGUACGGGAAGAUACUCCCCCCACCCCUCGCUUUCUGUGCGAUUGAUUCGCCUAUAUACAUAUAUACAUAAACUAUAUAAAUAUAUAG